This is a messenger RNA of Silurus meridionalis, 4232 nucleotides long. RefSeq names its product GTPase IMAP family member 8-like. Gene Ontology annotation, biological process: inflammatory response; regulation of apoptotic process; innate immune response. The transcript has 8 exons. NCBI's taxonomy places the organism in Eukaryota, Metazoa, Chordata, Actinopteri, Siluriformes, Siluridae. Bases 1428 to 4085 code for a protein of 885 amino acids. The record is from RefSeq and is a predicted model, not a curated record. Gene Ontology annotation, molecular function: GTP binding.
AUCAUCCGUUCUGCUGCUCAAGCAAAUGUGCUUUUCAUUUUCAGAAUUUAAUCAUUGUGUGAUUCAUAAGUCUGAACUUUUUUUUUUUGUUUGUUUUACCUCCAAGCCUGCGGUUUCGUGAUGGUGCUCGUAAAAGUUAGAGUUGGUUUGCAGAAAAGCUCCAUUGCAUUUGCAGCAGGAACGUUGAAUUUUAUAUUGCACCGAAUUUGAUGGUUUUAUCUGGUGUGUUCUUUGGGUAGGUAACAGCUGAAAAAAUGUAAAAACAACAAAUAAAUACAAUAAAUACCUUUCUGUGAUAUUUUUUGAGAAAAAAACGACAUCAUUAUUGACAAAAACAAGCCAUAUAACUGGACUGAAAAACACAUUUUCAGUAUUUUUAGACAGCAGUGGACUUCUGGUGCAACCAAUAUACGACUUAAGGAUCAGACUAAAGGAAUAAUCAGCGUAACAUACUGGAUUGUGUUCGAGUCGCUCUGUUUUUUCUUCCAACACCGUGCUUUAGUGUGUGUUUUUGUAAAUGAAGCUAUAGCGAAAGCAGUUCUACAGUGUCUGUAAUUGAUGUUUCAGGAAUUUUGGAGAUAUGGAAACUGGGUCUCAGGUUAAACAUGCAGUUCUGUAGCAUUGUGUCUAAUGUAUUUUGAGAUCCUUACGCCAGGUAGAUAUCUCUGUAAUUCUAUUUCAAGUUACCAGGAAUUGUUGUGUUCCUGUGGGCCACUACUUGUAGUGACUUUAUUACAAAUGAAUAAGCAAUAAAAAAUGUUUGUUGUGUAAUGUUCGUAAUGUUGAAAGAAAUUAGCUUUAUAACAUAAACAGCUCAUGUGAUUGUAUUAGAAAAGGUUUUAACUGUUUAAAUAAUUAAUAAUCUUUGUCACGAUUAGGUUAUGAACCAGACACUGAACAUCACAGGACCAUAUCAUGUGUCUGUUAGUGCUCCUGAUGUAUGUUUAUGCUAUUAGCACUUGUGUAUGUAACCACACUGUUCACACUGAUUGGUGAGUUUAAUUUCAUAACUGGUUUGGCUUUUGGUAAAGACCACGUUCUUUUGUUCUUAGUCACUGUUCUGUAGGUUUUGCAUACAUAAUGUUUUUGCACCCACUUCCCUUCUAUUACAUGACAUUUAUUAUAUGAGGGUUUUACAUGCUUGAUGCCUUGAAGGUAACAUUAAUAUUGUCUUUUUACUUCACUGGGUGAUUCCAUCUGCUUCAUGUUGCGUUACAAUUUUGGUGUAAAAUCAUACUGUCUUCCUCAUUCCUUAAUCCUGCUUGACCUGUUAUUGUUUUUUAGUUUCCUCUGGUUUGAUUGUUCUGGGGUUUUUUUCCUGGUUGUGACGUCUGUACAACAUGACACUAAAAUAUUUUGUAUAUGAAAUGUGUUUUACUUUUGCAUUGUAGAUCUGAAAAAGAGGUGGAAUAAAAAACAUUGGAAAAAUGGCCGUCACUCAACCCAGUUACAGAUCUGGAAUCUUCUCCUCAAAAUGUGUCAAGCAUCUUCUGCGAUUUGCACUGAAUCUCUGCAAUCGUGUCAAAAUUGCAAGGUGGAUCUUCAUCUUUGGGAAGACUGUGAAGUCCAAAGUAGCCAAAUCAGUAUUGAACCGCCCUCAACCAGAGCUGAGCAUUUUGCUUGUGGGAAGUAAGAAAUCAGGGAAAACUUCAGCAGGCAUCACCAUAUUGGGCGGUGACACAUUAGAUAUCGAUGGAACUGCUAAGUGGGAAAAGAGACAAGGAACUGUGGCAGGGAAGAAGAUCACUGUGGUCGAAGCUCCGGGAUGGCAUCCUGAUAGUCCUGUCGAAGAGAGCGCCAAAGUUCUUAAACAAGCGAUUGUCCUCAGUGUGCCCAUGUGUCCUGCAGGACCUCAUGCAGUACUUCUGGUUGUACGUUUGGACCUUAUUUUUACAGAUAUUGAUCAACACAUAUUAGAAGGGCAUCUGAAUCUUUUGGGUGACAAAGUCUGGAGUCACACCAUAGUUCUGUUCACCUUUGGAGACUCGCUUGGUGACAGAACCAUUGAACAAUACAUUAAUUCUGAAGGGAAAUCUCUUAAACAGCUGGUGGAGAAAUGUGGCAACAGGUAUCACGUUUUCAUGAAUGCGAAUAGGAAUCUUACGCAGAAUACAGAGCUUCUGGAGAAGAUCAAGAGCAUGCUAAAAUCGAACGGUGGUCACCGUUUCGAAGUUGACCCCAGGAUCUUGCGAGACGUGGAAGCAAGUGGAAGAGCAGAAGACCAGAGAUCAAUUCAGAGAAGACAGAAAGUGUGGAUGCGGAGAGCAGACAUCAGAAAACGCAUGCAUCUAACACACCAUCAUCCGGAGGUGUUUAUGUUGCUGGUGGGCGACAGGAAUGCUGGAAAAAGUUCAGCCGGAAACAUCAUCCUAAACAGAGACGCGUUUAAUAUGAGCCGAGCUGUGGAGUGUGUGAUGAGAGAGGGAAAUACAGCAAAUACAAAAUUCACUGUGGUAGAAGCUCCAGGAUGGAGGCCUGAUAGACAUGUAGACGAGAGCACUGAGUUACUCAAACAGGAGCUUAUUCGUGGGGUGUCCAUGUGCCGUCCAGGUCCACAUGCUGUUCUGGUGGUAGUACGUGGAGACAAGACAUUCGCAGAGAAGGACAGAAGUAUAUUAACAGGAUACAUGAAACUUCUUGGUGACAAAGUGUGGAGUCACACUAUAGUUCUGUUCACCUUUGGAGAGUCUCUAAGAGACACAACUAUAGAGAGACACAUUGAGAGUGAGGGAGAGGAUCUACAGUGGCUGGUUGAGAAAUGUGGAAACAGAUAUCAUGGUUUUAACCUUCAAAAGUCGGACAAUGUCCAGGUGAAAGAGCUACUAGAGAAGAUAGAGGAGAUGAUUGCAGAAAACCAAGGCUGCCAUUUGGAAAUGGAUAGGAAGAUCUUACAAGAAAAUGAAGACCGUAGGACACAAGAGUUAGAGAGAUCAAUGGAGAGAAUGAUGAAGGUCUUCAAGCACAAAGAAGACAUUAAAUCACAAAAGUAUGGCCAACACCAUUUCCAGGAGCUGAGGGUUGUAGUACUAGGCUUCAAGAAUUCUGGGAAAAGUUCGACAGGAAACACAAUCUUUGGGAAUAGUUAUUCUGAGUUCAACAUUCAACAUGAAAAGUGUGUCACGAUUGAAGGAGAUGUUUUAAGCAAGAAAGUCACUGUAGUCAAAGCUCCAGGAUGGUUGCAUGAACAACCGGUGGAGGAGAGUACAGAAGCUCUUAGAAUAGAGAUUUUCCGGAGUCUGCUCUUGUGUCCUCCUGGUCCACAUGCCGUAUUGUUGGUGGUAAAUGUGGACAGGACGUUCACCUCGAACGAUGCAGAAAUAUUAACAGGAUACAUGAAUCGGCUUGGGGACAGAAUCUGGAGAUACACAAUAGUUCUGUUCACCUUUGGAGACUACCUGGGAGACACCACUAUUGAGAGACACAUCGAAAGUGAAGGAGUUGCUCUGCAGUGGCUGGUUGAUAAAUGUGGAAACAGGUAUCAUGUUUUUAACAACUUGAAGGCAAAUGAUAACUUUCAGGUUACUGAGCUGUUUGAGAAGAUGGAGGAGAUGCUCUUAGAAAACCACUGCUGUCAUUUUGAAAGUAAACGAAUAAUGUUGGAAGUAGCCGAAGAGAGGAUGGGAGUAGAGAGCAGGAGCAGAAUCUUACAACAGCUCAGUCAAGGAAAGGAGUGUAAACAAACGUACACAAAAUUAGUACAAGAAUGGAGAAGCAGGACAGAAGAAGAAAAGGUGCAAUUGAAGUGCUUGAAAGAGGAGUCGAUCAGCUUCCAAAAACAUGUCGAUACAGAAGUAACCACACUUACAUCAGAUGAAAUAGGUGCUGCCUUUGUGGAUCAACACCGAGAAGCUCUCAUUCAGAAUGUCUCUUCAGUAAUGGAGCUUGUAGACCGUCUGCAAAGCAAGAAGAUGAUAACGAAGGAAAUGUACAACAGCAUCAAUGUGGUGAAGAUCAGUCAAGAGCAAAUGAGAGUCUUGUACACGCAUCUCGACUCAGGAGGAAGAAAAGUCAAGGGCGCGUUCUAUGAAAUCCUAAAAGAUAAAAUGCAAUACUUAGUCCAGGAGCUGGAGUCUGGAUCAGUUUAGGAUCAACGAGUGCAAGUGCAUCAUUUCAUAAUCAGACUUGAUCACAACAAGCACAUUCAAUUGUCUGUUUAUUUUUUCUUUUCUUUUAUUGCCUUAAAUAUAUUGAAAAUAAUUUUUUUUUGCUUUUGUUUGUAAAAAUGUUCCAAU